AGAUCUGUUGAUCCAGUGAGCUUCCAGCAACAAGGAUGAAGAUCCGUCGUCCAUUCAAAACUCUGAGCUGGUUCUCCUUUGUCUCCUUAGCAGCUACAGUUCAAUUAAUUAACCACGUCAAGGCACAAGUGGCCCCGCCAUCCAGAUUAAGAUAUACUGUAGUUAAUCAUGACAGUAUUCAGAUUUCAUGGAAGGCUUCUAAAGGGCAGAUCGAUGGGUAUAAACUUCUCGUCACCCCAAAUUCAGGUGGAAAAACCGAUGAGCUCACUCUUCCGAACAAUGCAAACAAAGCAAUUAUUCAAGGUCUUCUCCCAGACCAGAGCUAUACAGUUCAGAUAGUGGCCUUUGCGAAAAACCAAGAUAGUAAAGCCACCCAAGGCCAGUUCCGAAUUAAAGAUAUUGAGAAAAGGAAGGACGCUACCGGUAAAUCUAAGGUGAAAGAUGUAGGUACGUGGAGACCUGCCAGCCCGACAAUGGAUACCAUAUCUCCAGAAGCAGAAAACCAGUUUAAAUGCAAAACCCCAGCCAUUGCAGACAUUGUGAUCCUAGUCGAUGGAUCCUGGAGCAUUGGCAGAUUCAACUUCAGGCUUGUGCGCCUUUUCCUGGAGAAUCUGGUUGAGGCCUUCAACGUGGGCUCUGAAAAGACAAGAAUAGGACUUGCCCAGUACAGCGGUGAUCCCCGGAUAGAAUGGCAUUUGAAUGCCUACAGUACAAAAGAUGCUGUCUUAGAUGCAGUACGGAACCUACCCUAUAAGGGUGGGAACACCUUAACAGGCCUUGCUUUAACUUUCAUUUUGGAGAAUAACUUUAAACCUGAGGCUGGUGCAAGACCGGGGGUUCCAAAAAUCGGUAUAUUGAUCACAGAUGGGAAAUCCCAAGAUGAUGUGAUCCCGCCUGCAAAAAACUUGCGAGAUGCUGGCAUUGAAUUGUUUGCUAUUGGUGUUAAGAAUGCUGAUGAGAAUGAGUUGAAGGAGAUCGCCUCUGAACCCGACAGCAGUCACGUCUACAACGUUGCCGACUUCAGUUUUAUGAAUUCGAUUGUGGAAGGCCUUACGAAAACUGUGUGCUCCAGAGUGGAAGAGCAGGAGAAGGAAAUAAAAGGGACCCUGAUAGCCACAGUUGGGGCUCCUUCAGAUCUAGUCACAUCUGAGGUGACGGCCAGAGGAUUCCGUGUGAGUUGGACCCAUGCGCCAGGAAAAGUGGAAAAAUACAGAGUUGUCUACUAUCCUACAAGAGGAGGGCAGCCAGAGGAGGUUGUGGUGGAUGGCACUGUUUCAACAGCAGUUCUGAAAAACCUGAUGUCAUUAACUGAGUACCAGAUAGCUGUAUUUGCCAUAUAUAUCAGCUCUGCCAGUGAGGGACUCCGGGGCACCGAAACAACACUGGCUUUACCAAUGGCCUCCGACCUGGAGUUGUAUGACGUGUCUCAUAGCAGCAUGAAAGCAAAGUGGAAUGGCGUAUCAGGAGCAACUGGGUAUAUGGUUCUGUAUGCUCCUCUUACUGAUGGGCUAGCGGCAGAUGAAAAGGAGCUGAAACUUGGAGAAAGCUCAAGAGAUAUUGAGCUGGAGGGAUUGCUGCCCAAUACAGAAUAUACAGUCACAGUUUAUGCAAUGUUUGGAGAAGAAGCCAGUGAUCCUCUUACUGGACAAGAAACGACAUUGCCUUUAAACCCACCACGAAACUUGAGGUUUUCAAAUAUUGAACACAGUUCAGCCAAGGUGUCCUGGGAUCCUGCUUCUAAAAAAGUGAACGGUUAUCGCAUUAUGUAUGUCAAGACAGAUGGAACAGAAACCAACGAGGAGGAGGUUGGUCAUGUUUCAACCCACACGCUAAAGAGUUUGACAUCCCUCACGGAGUAUACCGUUGCAAUUUUCUCCCUCUAUGAUGAAGGGCAAUCGGAGCCACUUACUGGCAGCUUCACCACGAAAAAAGUUCCAGCCCCUCAAUACUUGGAAAUCGAUGAAGUAUCCACAGAUAGUUUUAGAGCCAACUGGAAGCCGCCAUCCUCUGACGUAGCCCUUUAUCGACUAGCCUGGAUUCCAUUGGGCGGGGAAGACGCUGAGGAGAUUGUCUUAAGUGGAGAGACGGACACGUAUGAGAUUGAAGGUUUGGUGCCUGGCACGGAGUAUGAGGUGUCUUUGGUGGCGCUUUUUGAUGAUGAAAGUGAAAGCGAUGUCAUCGCUGUUCUGGGGACCACACUUGACAGGAUUACUACUGAAAUGACCACUGUAACCACCACCAGUACCACGACUUCACGACCUACAACUGCAGUCAUUCGAACGGGAAUUAGAAAUCUUGCUAUAGAUGAUGAAACCACAUCAAGCUUGAGGGUGAAAUGGGAUAUUUUGGACUACAACGUUCGUCAGUUCAGGGUGACGUACCUUACUGCUGUUGGUGACCGUGCUGAGGAAGCGGUAAGAACGGUAAUGGUUCCUGCGAGACAAAACAGUUUGCUUCUCCAGCCCCUGCUCUCAGACGCAGAAUAUAAAGUUACAGUCACUCCCAUCUAUUCCGAUGGGGAAGGUGUCAGUUUGUCAAUCCCAGGAAAAACCUUGCCACUCUCUGCUCCAAGAAAUCUGAGGGUCUCUGAGGAAUGGUACAACAGAUUGCGCAUUAGCUGGGAUGCCCCUCCGUCGCCCACAAUGGGAUACAGAAUAGUAUAUAAGCCCGUGAACAUCCCUGGGCCAGCCCUAGAGACCUUUGUGGGUGAUGAUAUCAGCACCAUUCUUAUUUUGAAUUUACUCAGUGGAACCGAAUACAGCAUUAAAGUAUUUGCUUCAUACUCAACGGGAUUCAGUGAUGCUUUGGCGGGUGUAGCCAAAACAUUAUACUUGGGAGUGACAAAUCUGGGGGCUUACCAGGUACGCAUGACAAGCCUAUGUGUCCAUUGGCAGCUUCAGAGGCACGCGACUGUAUACAGAGUAGAGAUAGAAUCUCUUGCAGAUGGAACAAAGAGGGAAGUACUACUGGGUGGCGGGACCCCAAGGCAUUGCUUCUUUGAGCUGAUUCCUGGUACUGAGUAUAAAGUCAGUGUUUAUACACAGCUGCAAGAAAUAGAGGGCUCGCCAGUUAGCAUCAUGGAGACAACGUUACCAUUCCCCACUCAACCACCACCAACUCCUCCAACUACCACCCCACCGCCUACAAUUCCUCCUGCAAAGGAAGUUUGCAAAGCUGCGAAGGCUGACCUUGUGUUUUUGGUGGACGGUUCAUGGAGUAUCGGAGAUGACAAUUUCAACAAAAUAAUUGCCUUUCUGUAUAGCACUGUGGGUGCUCUUGACAAAAUUGGCCCUGAUGGAACACAGGUAGCAAUUGCUCAGUUCAGUGAUGAUCCCCGGACGGAAUUUAAGCUGAAUGCCUACAGAAGUAAGGAGACUCUCCUGGAGGCCAUCCAACAGAUAGCCUAUAAAGGAGGAAACACCAAAACUGGCAAGGCUAUUAAGCAUGCACAGCAGGCCUUAUUCACCACCGAAUCAGGGACCAGAAAGGGAAUUCCAAAGGUUUUGGUGGUGAUCACAGAUGGGCGAUCACAGGAUGAUGUGAACAAAGUCUCCAGAGAGAUGCAACUAGAUGGGUUCAGUAUAUUUGCCAUUGGAGUGGCAGAUGCUGACUAUUCAGAACUGGUAAACAUCGGCAGCAAACCUAGUGACAGGCACGUCUUCUUUGUGGAUGAUUUCGACGCCUUCAAGAAGAUUGAAGAUGAACUGAUCACUUUUGUGUGUGAAACUGCAUCAGCAACUUGCCCACUGGUUUAUAAAGAUGGCAACAGUCUUGCUGGAUUUAAAAUGAUGGAGAUGUUUGGUUUGGUUGAAAAGGAGUUUGCAACUGUGGAAGGGGUUUCCAUGGAGCCUGGAACAUUUAAUGCAUACUCUUGUUACAGCCUACAUAAAGAUGCCUUGGUCUCCCAGCCAACCAAAUACUUGCACCCUGAGGGGCUUCCUUCAGACUACACCAUUACCUUUCUCUUCCGUGUUCUGCCUGAAACACCUGAGGAACCGUUUGCUCUCUGGGAGAUUUUAAAUGAAGAAUACGAGCCAUUGGUCGGAGUGAUUUUAGACAAUGGCGGGAAAACCCUCACUUUCUUCAAUUAUGACUACAAAGGUGAAUUCCAGACUGUCACAUUUGAAGGACCUGAUAUAAAGAAAAUAUUUCAUGGAAGUUUCCAUAAGGUGCAUGUUGUUAUUAGCAAAACGGCAGCUAAAAUAGUGAUUGACUGCAAACAAGUGGGCGAGAAAACGAUCAACGCAGCUGGCAAUAUCACCUCUGGGGGGAUUGAAGUAUUGGGAAGAAUGGUCCGAUCCAGAGGUCCAAGGGACAAUUCUGCACCGUUCCAGUUGCAGAUGUUUGAUAUCGUUUGUACCACUUCAUGGGCUAAUAGAGAUAAAUGCUGUGAACUUCCAGGACUGAGAGAUGAAGAAAGUUGCCCCUCCCUUCCUUAUGCUUGUUCCUGUUCUGAAGUCAGCAGAGGUCCUCAGGGCCCCCCCGGGCAACCGGGUGGACCAGGCCUCAGAGGUCCAAAGGGAAACCGUGGUGAAUAUGGUCCAAAGGGGCCAGAUGGACCCCGGGGCGAAAUUGGAGCUCCUGGUCCUCAAGGACCUCCUGGGCCACAGGGGCCAAGUGGACUUUCUAUUCAAGGACUUCCGGGACCAAUUGGUGAAAAAGGAGAAAAAGGAGAAGAUGGUCGUCCUGGCAUACAGGGUGUCAUGGGACCAUCUGGACCCCCAGGACGAGACGGAAACCAGGGCCCAAGGGGCCUGCCUGGGAAAGACGGACCCACAGGAUCUCAAGGAGCCCCAGGACCUGCAGGGAUACCUGGCGCUCCAGGUGUGCCAGGAGUGAUGGGGAAUGCUGGAAAGCAAGGAGAUGUUGGUCCUCCUGGGCUUCCUGGACCAAAAGGCGAGAGAGGAGAACGUGGAGACCUUCAGUCCCAAGCAAUGGUGCGGGCAGUAGCUCGUCAAGUGUGCGAACAGCUCAUCCAGGGACACCUAGCCAGAUAUAACUCCAUCUUAAAUCAGGUUCCAAGCCAAUCUGUGUCAACUCGAACCAUCCCCGGACCGCCUGGUGAACCUGGGAGGCAAGGGCCACCUGGACUACAAGGAGAAUCGGGAUCUCCAGGAAGGCCAGGAUUUCCUGGCAGUUCUGGUCAGCCUGGAAGACCUGGUGAAAGAGGUUUGCCAGGGGAAAAAGGAGAGAGAGGUAGUCCUGGUGUUGGAACACAAGGACCACGAGGUCCCCCGGGUCCUACAGGACCUCCAGGUGAAAGUCGAACAGGUAGCCCAGGUCUUCCUGGCCCAUCAGGCCCAAGAGGCCCAACUGGUCACACAGGUGCUCCGGGGCCACAGGGUGCGUCAGGGCAACCCGGAUACUGUGACCCCUCUUCCUGUGCUGGUUAUGGAACAGGAGGUGGAUAUGGGGAUCCGACAGACGAAGAUAUCCCAGUCGUACCACUGCCGCAUAACUCCUACCAGCUCUAUGACCCCGAGGACCUUUACGACGGGGAACAGCAGCCCUAUCUAGUUCAUGGGUCCUACCCUCAUCCCCAGUCCUCCUAUCCAGCACCUCGUAUUGCUCAACCAGAGUUCAGGCCUGUUCAGGAUGAAACCGAGGCUGUUGAAUUGAGAUCCCCUGGAAUCAGCCGCUUUACAACAAGCAGAAUUUCCAAAAGAAGUGUUGGCUCUUCAGUGCGCAAGACAGUGAUUAAGAAAACGUCUUAAUGAACUGUUUCUUUGAUGUAUGUGUACAUUAUAUAUUAUUUUUAGGCCUUGGUCCAGUUGCCUAAACGAUGUCACAGAAAUUGUUUACAGGCUUUUAUGUUAAAGGGAAAAAAAAUUAUACUGUACAUGACCACUGGCAGAACAAGGAAAAUGCUAAUUACGUUGCAUGCCAGAAAUUAUUAGCAUUAAAAUGCUAAUUGCAUUGCAUGCCAGAAGUUAUUAGCAUGUUACUAGAUGAAUUCUCCAAGGAACCUUUUUUUCUAGUUCUUUACAGUUGUCAUAUGAUUAUGCUUCAGUUCAUACUAAGAAAACCUGCAUAAACAGCUGGUAUGUUUGAGUCAAUCAAGAAGAGUUAAGUACAGUAAUGUCUUGCUUUUUGAAUGCGUCUGUUCAAAUUUUGAUUUGUGUGUAACCCUACUAAAGCCAGUUGUAUUGGUUGCUUCUUUUUUUAAAACCCCUUUUUUAAAAGAAGAUUUAUAUGGUGGGAUUGUCUUCCCAUAGUAUUCCGAUAAAUACCUUUUAGAAACGCAUCAAUAAUUUAUUGUGGAUUCCUUACUACUCUGUUUUAUACACAAAUAAACAUGGCAAACUUUUAUAAA
This is a messenger RNA of Heteronotia binoei (common prickly gecko), 6313 nucleotides long. RefSeq names its product collagen type XIV alpha 1 chain (gene COL14A1). The record is from RefSeq and is a predicted model, not a curated record. Lineage: Eukaryota; Metazoa; Chordata; Lepidosauria; Squamata; Gekkonidae. The transcript has 47 exons. Gene Ontology annotation, molecular function: protein binding. Gene Ontology annotation, cellular component: interstitial matrix. The coding region runs from base 36 to 5714 and encodes 1892 amino acids.